Enterobius vermicularis (human pinworm) is the source of this 945-nucleotide messenger RNA. NCBI's taxonomy places the organism in Eukaryota, Metazoa, Nematoda, Chromadorea, Rhabditida, Oxyuridae. The record is from the annotation of a GenBank genome assembly.
AUGGCAAAGCUUUUCUGUGUGCUUCUUGCUUCUGCCCUUGUCAUAAGCACAUAUGAAAAACAGACAGAAACCAGAGUAAAAACAAUUCGAAAACGGAGUGGGGUUUGUUGUCCACCAGUCUGUGUCUGUACAGGAAGUUGCAGUUGCCAGCAGUCAGGACAGGCUCAACCGCAGUAUCAGCCACAAUAUCAGCAACAAGUAAUACAACCUCAGCCGCAACCACAAAUUCAAGUGCAGCAACCACAGUAUCAAAUACAACCACAGUAUCAACCGCAGACAGCAGUCACGCAAAUAUAUCAACCACAAACCCAAGCUCCACAGAUAUAUCAAACACAAACCCAAGCUCCACAAAUAUAUCAGCCUCAACCUCAAUAUUCACCACAGGUGCAAAGCGCUCCAACAUGUAUAGCUGCAUGUAUGCCUCUCUGUCUUCCAGUUUGCACGCAGCAACAGCAGGCGAUUGCUCCAGUUACACAACAAACUGCAGCUCCAGUUCCAAUUCCGGUACAAACAACUGCUCGACCCUAUAUUCAGCAGACCCCGGUUCAAGUAGUACAACAACAACCAAGACAACUUAGAAUCUGCAUCGGACUUUGUAUGCCUCUAUGCAGCGCAGAAUGCGUUCAAAGUACGACACCGGCGUACACUUUACCAACGGUAACUCAAACUGUUCCAAUCAUCACUCAGACUCCAGCUCCUGUAACACAGCAGGCGCAGGUGAUGUGUGUUCCGUUGUGUAUGCCACUCUGUGUUCCUCAAUGUGUUCAGCAGUAUCAACCACAGACUACUGUUCCGACUUUGCCACCCGUAAGUGUCACCUAUGCACCAGUUACACAAACCACUGUUGCUCCGCAACAGAGACAAAGUUGUGUUUCCAUUUGUAUGCCACUUUGUCUACCAUCGUGCGUUCAGCAACAACAACAACCACAGCAGUAUCCAUACUAA